Messenger RNA from Ornithodoros turicata, 3504 nucleotides. RefSeq lists its product as uncharacterized. The transcript has a single exon. The coding region runs from base 1 to 3504 and encodes 1167 amino acids. NCBI's taxonomy places the organism in Eukaryota, Metazoa, Arthropoda, Arachnida, Ixodida, Argasidae. The record is from RefSeq and is a predicted model, not a curated record. Gene Ontology annotation, biological process: DNA integration. Gene Ontology annotation, molecular function: nucleic acid binding; zinc ion binding.
AUGAAGCUGCGGCUUUCCGAAAAGGGUUCCCCCCAAGUGAGUGGGUCGGACGAAGGAGAGAUGGUUCCGCCAUUGUCUCAGUUUCAGGGGAUUAGUCCCCAUAAGUUGAUGUCAGCGUAUGACGAAAAGAAAGAUGAUUUAGAUGCAUAUUUGAUGCGUUUUGAACGAAUAGCCGAUGGUCAGAAGUGGCCUAAGGAGCAAUGGGCAGCGGCAUUGAGUAUGUGCCUUAGCGGAGAAGCUUUGAGCGUGUUUGGGAGGUUACCAGCAAGUGAUUGCAACGACUACGCGAAGCUGAAAGAGGCCUUGCUGAGUAGAUUUCGUUUGACGGAAGACGGUUUUCGUGGCAAGUUCCAAACCGCACCACCCGUAGAUGGGAAAACGGCGGGUCAGUACCUCGCUAGGCUAGAUAACUACUGGGAAAGAUGGUUGCAGCUAGCAGGAACAAAGAAAGAAUACGAAGAUGUCAAAGAACUGAUGAUCCGCGAAAGGUUUUUAGAAAGAUGCGACCCGAAGCUGGCGUUGUUCAUCAAAGAGAGGAAGCCGAAAAGCAGAAAAGACUUAUCCAAAUUAGCGGACCAGUUCAUGAACGCGCAGGGGCGUACAAACCUGGGGAAGGAAACUAGCGAAAGCGGAGUUCCGGUUAAGCAAGCUAGUCCCGUGUCGGGAAAAACCGGAGCCGAUGGGAAAGGCGCAAGCCCAGGUGUAGCACAGCGGCAGCGAUGCCUGAUCUGCAAUAGGCUCGGGCACAAGGCCUCUAAUUGUCGUACAAAUGUACCUAGAGGAGCCUCAGACAUAAUUUGCUACAGGUGUGGACGUCGCGGGCACAAGAGCUCGGAGUGCAGGAGUGCAAAUACUGCAAAGAAGGAUGGAACUGAAAAUUCGGUGUCCACAUGCGUUCAGGGAGGAUAUGUUGAACUCAAGAGCGGGGAGAAGGUGCCCGUGGUAAACGUUGCGUCCAAGGACAAACGUCCACCAGAGGAGAACAACUUGCCGGCUGUGGAAGGCAUUAUAGACGGCAAACGCGUCAAAAUUCUCCGAGAUACAGGGUGUAACACUGUCAUCGUUAACAAAGCACUGAUCACGCCAGAGCAGCUGACAGGAAAGAGGAUGACUGUGUUCCUACUUGAUCGCAAGGUCAGAAUGUUACCUGUUGCCACCGUUCACAUUCAGUCACCGUACUACACGGGGGAGCUUGAGGCAGGAUGCAUGGAGGAUCCUUUAUUUGACGUUAUACUUGGGAAUGUGCCCCGAAUGCGACGCGUUGAGGAACAAGACCCACACUGGGAAACCGAACCUAACAAUGGUGAAGACACUGGUUCAAAGGAACAAGACGUUCCCGAUCUAGAAGGGAAUACACCGAGCGUGGGAGGUGGCCAGCAAGAAAUCUAUCAUAAGAUACUUGCGGUAACUACGCGACAACAGUCCAGAAAGGAGAGGGAAGAUUUCCGGCAGUUGAGAAGUCCACUCCUAAGCGAGGGCAUAGUGACCGAAGAUUUCGGUAAAGAGCAAAAGGCCGACCUGACUUUGCAAAAGUUUUUUGCUUCCAACAGAAAACAAUUCCAAAGUAAGAACCGGCGUAAGGGCAGCUACCUAUUUUUGGAGGAAAACGAUUUGCUUCAUCGGAAGUAUAAAUCGUUUAGUGGGGAGUCAACAAUUCAGCUAAUGGUACCUCAAAAAUUCAGGCUUACGGUCUUGGAGUUGGCACACAAUGGAAUAAUGGCCGGACAUCAAGGGGCAAAACGCACGGCCGAGAGAAUUAUGACAGAAUUUUACUGGCCAGGACUGCAGUCAGACGUGAAAAGGUUUGUCGGAACGUGCGACAUUUGCCAGAGAACCAGUGACAAGGGCAGGACGCGACCUUUGCCACUAGAGAAAAUGCCUAUCAUCGACACUCCAUUCAAAAGAAUGGCCAUCGAUAUCGUCGGACCGAUAAAACCACCGUCGGAAGGGGGCAAUCGCUACAUACUUACUGUCGUCGACUAUGCUACCAGAUUUCCGGAAGCCGUUGCUUUGCCAAGCAUCGAAACAGAAAGAGUAGCUGAAGCUCUACUGAACAUAUUUUCCCGGGUUGGAUUGCCAGAUGAAAUACUCAGCGACAGGAGGUCUAACUUCACUUCCGACCUGAUGAGGGAGAUCAGUCGGCUGCUAUCAGUUCGCCAGCUCACCACAACACCAUACCACCCGAUGGCCAACGGACUCGUAGAGAACUUCAAUGGAACACUGAAGAAGAUGCUGAAGCGAAUGUGCCAUGAGCGCCCACGGGACUGGGAUCGCUAUUUAUCACCCCUUUUAUUUGCAUAUAGGGAGGUGCCACAGGCAAGCCUGGGAUUUUCCCCAUUUGAGCUUUUGUACGGCCGAAAGAUGAAGGGGCCGUUGGCAAUUUUGAAACAGCUGUGUGGCGGAGCACAGAUUUAUGAAGAAGUGAAGACGACGUAUCAGCAUGUAUUGGAUCUGCGUAACAAGCUCGAAGAGACAUGUCAAAUCGCCCACGAGGAGCUGGAGAACGCGUCGCAGCGACACAAGAAGUAUUAUGACACGAGAAGCAGAGACCGACAGCUCCAGGUUGGAGACGAAGCCCUACUGUUACUUCCGACGGAGGGAAAUAAAUUAAUGAUGCAAUGGAAAGGACCCUUCAAAAUAAUUGAAAAGAAGGGAGAAGCUGACUAUGUUAUCGACCUCGGACACAAAAAGAAGCUGUUUCAUGCGAACAUUCUGAAGAAGUAUGAACAAAGAGAACCAGCGACACAAGUAAACGCCAUGUUGGCAUCAGUGGCUGCGAGGGAUGGGUGCGAAGACCACGUGGACGUCGACGUGGACGUUCCUACUACGUUAGGAGAAACGAGAGAAGAUUGCCGAGAUGUAAUCGUCGGCGAGGAGCUAAGCACACAUCAGAGAAGUGACGUGAGAAACCUAACGACGGCGUAUGAAGAAAUAUUUUCCGACUUGCCCGGCUCCACUAAUUUGGUGGAAUGCAACUUACAGAGGGCAACAGACUGUCCGGUGCACGUCAAGCAAUAUCCCCUUCCGUUCGCUGUACGAGGUGAAGUUGAGAGGGAGUUGGAGGGAAUGCUUCAGCUCGGAAUUAUUGAGAAGUCCAACUCUCCCUACCAUUCCCCAGUUUUGAUCGUAAAGAAAUCCGACGGAUCAAACAGGGUGUGUAUCGAUUUUCGAAGACUCAACGAUAUCCUCGUUGCAGACGCGGAGCCCAUUCCCAGGUCGGAGAGCCUAAUUGCAGAGGUUGGCUCUCGCGUAUAUUUCACUAAACUCGACCUUGCCAAGGGAUAUUGGCAGAUUCCCCUCAAUGAGGAGUCAAAACCAAAAACCGCAUUUUUGACACCCAGUGGCCUGUAUCAGUUCAGGUACAUGCCGUUCGGUUUGAAGACAGCACCAGCGGUAUUUGCAAAACUCUGCGAGAAGUGCUGCAGGGAAUCCCCAAUGUGCAACAUUACUACGAUGACGUGCUCAUCGCGACUGAUACGUGGGAAGAUCACGUUCAGACCCUGA